This is a messenger RNA of Cetraspora pellucida, 342 nucleotides long. The record is from the annotation of a GenBank genome assembly. NCBI's taxonomy places the organism in Eukaryota, Fungi, Glomeromycota, Glomeromycetes, Diversisporales, Gigasporaceae.
AUGAUCGGUCAGAAAUUGGUUUUACGUUUUACACCAAAGAACUUUGCUUUAUUGCUUUCAGUUCCAGUAUUAGGUGGUCUUGCUUACACCUUAUCCAAAAACAGAUUUAAUUCUGUGGCAGAUGAUAGCUUUGAUUUCGCAGAUUCUCGCGAUAUCGAUGCUCUGCGUAUGGAAUGGAAGAAACGCAAUAAUGGUUUUGGACUAAGAGAUGUUAAUCGAUCUUGUGGUGGGAGUGGUGUCGCAAGAGCUUUUAAUGAAGAAUGGAUUCGUGUGGAUGGAAAGGAACGUGGAAGAUUAUUAAAUAAACUUGCUAGUUUAAUUGAAGCGAUGCUAAUUAAUUAG